Spirodela intermedia is the source of this 243-nucleotide messenger RNA. NCBI's taxonomy places the organism in Eukaryota, Viridiplantae, Streptophyta, Magnoliopsida, Alismatales, Araceae. The record is from the annotation of a GenBank genome assembly.
AUGGUGUCGUUGGCACCGUCUCUUAAGCUCUCAAAGGCGAACUACCGCAUCUGGGCGAUGGAUAUGGAGAUAUAUCUUGACUCUCACGAUCUAUGGCAAGCGAUAGUCAAAGAGAAUGUACCCAAGAAGAAAGAUCGGUUGGCAUUGUUGGCAAUCUUUAGCGCAAUUCUGGAAGAAAUGAUGACUAUGCUUGAUGCAAAGAAGAAAUUCUUCGGUCGCGAAAUCUUGGCAUGGACAGAGUGA